This is a messenger RNA of Fraxinus pennsylvanica, 579 nucleotides long. The record is from the annotation of a GenBank genome assembly. NCBI's taxonomy places the organism in Eukaryota, Viridiplantae, Streptophyta, Magnoliopsida, Lamiales, Oleaceae.
AUGAAAAGGGCUUCUUUGGAUUUUCAUCAAUCCCAUACUGUUGAUGAAGAAGCCAAAUCAAAGCUUAAAUAUCAAACACUGGCGAAUGAAUUCUUGGAAUUGCAAAAGGAAUUUGUUUCGAAGAAAAGGAAAUUAAAAGCUGCAAAGCAAAGAAGGGAUACAUUUUUUGCUGAAGUAAGAUUUUUGAGGCGAAGACAAAAAUAUUUGUAUAAAAUAAAGCAUUCAAAUAAGGGGAAAGAUCUUCUCCUUUUGCCAAAUUCAGAUGAAGAAAUCAAUGUCUCUGAAGGCGAAAGAAAUCUUAGUGUCUAUGAAGCUGCACCUGGAAAGUCAGAAUUGGUCCUGGUCUCAAAUUCACACAUGAAAAGUGAGGAGGAUGGAGGACAACACCAAGUUCUUGAGAAGGAACUGAGAUUUGCCAAUGAGCCGAAGAAUGGCUUACUUCACGGUAAAGCAGUUGAAAAGAGGAAGAUCUCAUGGCAUGAUCAGUUCACUCUUCAGGAUAAGAACCCGCUAAAAAGCACACACUUUGGAAUUUCGUUUGGUUUUUCUCGCCGAACCUCUUGCGCUAGACAAGUGUAA